AUGCGCUUCACGCUUGCUCUUCUUCUUGCCUCGGCAGCCUCCACCCAGGCAGGUGUCUUCACCCAAACGACCUACAACGCCGUCCAAAUAUCCGGCGGAACGGCAGGAAACGCCCAGGCCGAGGCCGAGGCCGUCUUCAGCGCACUGGACCAGAACGACCUGGCCGGCGCCGACCAGGACGAUAUCGCAUUUCUCGACUCGGUCAACCAGAUCUGCAACGGCGCCGAGGAUGACGUCUUCAACGGGGCCGUCGCCGCGGCGACUGGCGAUGCGGCCGAUGCCCUCCAGCGCGGCAAGAUAAAGAACAAGGUCCUCAAGCUCACAGCUAGCGUACUUCGCCUGUCGAUCGACCAGGCGCAGGGGAAGGAUACCGCCGAUGAGCUGGCUACGGAGCAGGGGAAGCUCGCUACCAACAUUCAGCAGGACGAGGAUGAGGCUGGAAAUCCGUCGACUGCUGUGCAGUUUGAUGCUACCACGUCCUGA
Anthostomella pinea is the source of this 483-nucleotide messenger RNA. The record is from the annotation of a GenBank genome assembly. Lineage: Eukaryota; Fungi; Ascomycota; Sordariomycetes; Xylariales; Xylariaceae.